This is a messenger RNA of Podospora pseudocomata, 3056 nucleotides long. RefSeq lists its product as uncharacterized. Gene Ontology annotation, molecular function: protein binding. The coding region runs from base 95 to 1543 and encodes 482 amino acids. The transcript has 4 exons. Lineage: Eukaryota; Fungi; Ascomycota; Sordariomycetes; Sordariales; Podosporaceae. The record is from RefSeq and is a predicted model, not a curated record. Gene Ontology annotation, cellular component: TRAPP complex; Golgi apparatus.
CUCAACCUCACUCCAGUUCCGUUCCCUGGUUUACACUGCGAAUCGUUCCCAACAUUCCAUUAUCAGUACCACCAGGCGCUUGUCAAACACUACAAUGGAUCAGACACAACCAGAAGACGGCAAGGGCCACAAACGGACCCGGUCGGCCGUCAAAGCCACCCGCCCUCGCUCCUCCACCAAAGGUCCGCUCGACGCCGCCGACCCGCUAGCCCCACCACCAGCAACCUCCCAACCAUCAACCACCAUCCCACCACCAUCAUCAUCAUCAACAACCACCCCAACCCCAGCACCCAUCCCCCCAUCCCCCAACCCACAGCUCAUCCCCCAGCAAACCCCCAGAAUGCACCCCUCUCACACCCCCCGCGCUACUUCCCCCCUCCCCCGUUCCCCAGCACUUUCCCCGACACCAGGAACCCCCCGCCGGCCACCCCCAGGCAGCACCGCCCCCCUCCGACCAAAAGACUUCUCCUUCCUCCUCCGCCCCGAAAUCUUCCACCCCCUCACCCCACUCAACAUCCCCCCCGCCUUCCGCAACUCAACCAAGCAACCGCCGCCCGAAACCCCCCUUCCCGAACUCUUGGAAAAGGGCCACUUCCGCGCGGCCGCCAUAUCAGCCGUGCAAACCCUCACCGGAACAGGCCGCACCCCCCAGCAGCCGGACCCGUCGGACCACGUCAGGAUUUUUGACUUGUUGUACACCCGGUGGGCCUGCCUGACCUUGAUCAACUCGACCGACUUGGCGGCGCAGGAAGUGAAAGCGUUGGGUGAUCUGAACAGCGCGUUUUAUCUCUCUGAGGAUCCCACCUCGGGAAAGACACAUCAUCUUGUUCCGUGGGGGUUGAGGGUGUUGAAUGUACGACUGCAGGCGAUUGGGUUUGGGGAUUUGAGGCGGGCGGUGAUGAGUUAUUAUGAGCUGGCGAGGGAGGCGAGGGUGAAGUUGGGUGAGGCGAUGGGGGCGCAUGAUAACUCUUCGCGGGAGCUGUGGAGGGAGAGGUUGGAGGAUUUGGGGGUGAGGGUUGCGGGGGCGUUGGUGGAGAUGGGGGAUGUGAAGGGGGCGGGGGAGCACUUGAGGGGGUUGAAGGUUGGGGAUGGGGGGAAGAUGGAGAUGAUGAGGGCGUUGCUUUGGUUGAGGUUGGGGGAUGUGGAUGCCGCGAGGGGGUGUGUGAUGAAUGGGGAGGGGAGGGGGGUCACGAGGGGGGAGAAGGUGGUUUUGGCCUUGUGUGAUAUGGCGGAUGGGGAGUAUGAGGAGGCGGUGGCGAAGUGGAGGGAGUUGGAGGAGGAGGAAGAGGGGGAUGAGAUGGUGAUGGUGAAUUUGGCCGUUUGUUUGCUUUAUGUGGGGAGGAUGCAGGAGGGACGAGCAUUGUUGGAGGGAAUGGUGGAUGCUGGUCGGUCGUCGCAUACUUUGUUGUUUAAUUUGACGACGAUGUAUGAGUUGUGCACGGAGAGGGCGCGCAGCUUGAAGGUCAGAUUGUCGGAAAAGGUGGCGGCAAUGGAAGAGACGAAUGAUGGAUGGGAGAAGACAAAUGCCGAUUUCAAGUUGUGAGCCUGGGCAUUAAAGUUUGGAUAGAAGAGCUGGGAUGAAGUAGCAAGCAAGCAGCUGGUCAACCAAGAACGGAAGUGUUGAGGCUGGAAUGACAAACACGAAGGCAACGCGGGAUGGGCGUGACAGGUGUUUGUUGUGCGCGGAUGCUCCAGAGAAGGCACGGGUAUAUAUACUCCACGUCCGACCUCAUCCUCCGUCGAUCCCACACUGGCAGUUGAACCAGAAGAACGCAGCUUGGAUGGCGCAACUGUCAGUGUGCAAGGGUGCCCUUUACCACCCUGCCAGAACUUGGUCUCGGCCAACACUGCGCAGGAGGUCAUCCGUUUGAUUCCCCCUGGUGGUAAAAUCUCGCACGGCAAGGUUUUCGUAGCUGGACCUCCAAGCCCUGUCUUGACGACGAUAACUUGGUGCCAUCUCUCCACCAGCUCCCGACCUUGGUGACUCCCUUGGGAGGGAGUUUGCGAGAUGGUAGCCCCAGUGGGAGGUGGUCUGGUGAGCUUUUUUGCUCUUUUACUUUUUUAUUUUUUAUUUUUUUAUUUUUUAUUAUUCGCGAUUCUUUUUCUUUUAAUGUGAAAGAAUUUUGGUUUGAUAAUUAAUUUUAUCAAUUUCUUCUGAAUGCCCAACCGUGCUAACCGACUCUAGAUUGUUACCCUUUCCCAUAAAACAAGUCGCUGUUUAUCCAAAAAAUUCAAGACCUAGCCCACCGGCGCUUACCCAACACAAAAGAGAACUUUUCUUUCAUCCAUCCAUCAUCACCUCCUCAAAACUGCCCACGGCUGUACGGCUCAUACGCCGUGUUCAAAUCCCUCGUCUGCCUGUUAUUCCCCCCCGCCCCCAUCGACACAAGCGGGACGUUACUACUCCCUUUCGUGUUAUUCCCAUCCCCCCUCCUCCCAGAAUACUCAUCCGGCGCCGCCCAGUCAUCCUCCAUCCUCCGUUCCACAUCCCUAUGCCCCAUCACCACCCCUUGCUGCUGCUGCUGCUGCUGCUGCUGUGGUUGUCGCUGUCCACCAUUAUUCUGCUUCUCGUAACCACCCACAAGCGGCACAUCCACCUCUCCCCCCUCAACACCCCUUUCACUACCCCCCCCCAUCUUCCACCCCUUCCCCUUCUGCCUCCUAUAAGCAAUCACAUACCCCCCACACGCCCCCCCAAACAACCCAGCCGCCACCAACCCCAACGCCACCGGCCAGCCCCCGUUCUUGGCCGCGAUCCCAAACCCGCCAAAGACAUCAUUGAUCGCGUCGGAAAGUCGCUUGUAAAUCACGGCGCCUGUUAUCGUCCCUGCGCCAAGGAACAGCAUCCCAAACCCGCAUGUUAUACUUGCCAGCAAAGGGGAGAAGUAGCUCUCCACCGGGGCGGAAAGAGCGCAGAUCACACCCACGAUGAAAGACCACUCGAUGAAGCGUGCCGAGCGGGUGUAGGAACGGAGGGAGUCCUUGAAGAGGAUGGAGUUGUGGGUGCGGGAGGGCUCGGAGAGUUUGAGGUCGCGUUCGGGGCGGAACCAGAAGUU